UUCCACAAUUUUGACAGAUACGGGAAUAGAAUUUUUUUAUGCGAUGGGUUAGGCUGAUAAUUUUAUAGUUUUUCUAAAUAAAAAGAAAUGGUUCAGUUACUUUAUAUUAUUGCCAGUUUGCAUGUGCUACUGUGUCCAUUUACAAAAGUCGAGGAAAGCUUCAACAUCCAGGCUUCCCACGAUAUUUUAUACCAUCGGUUUAACCUAUCAGAGUACGAUCAUAAUGAGUUCCCGGGUGUUGUGCCGCGCACUUUCAUCGGACCGCUCGUGAUUUCGGUACUGUCGGCACCUGUUGUGGGAGUGUUGCACUUGUGUGGUAUAAAUAAAUUUUGGAUGCAAUAUGUUGUGAGGCUAACACUAGCGCUGUCCGUGAUAGCAGCAUGGAGUCGCCUGCGCAGUGCUCUGCAGAAGCAGUUUGGGCACACAUUCUCAUGGUGGUUCAGUGUGAUAAGCGUCACACAGUACCACUUCAUGUUCUAUAUGAGCCGUCCGUUACCUAACAUUUUAGCUUUACCCCUAGUUCUAUUAGCAAUGGAAGGAUGGUUAGUAGGAAGACACAAACAGUUUUUAAUAAUGUCUGGUGCCUCUAUUAUCAUAUUCCGCUCUGAACUGGCCAUGCUGUUCGGAUUGUACUUGAUUAUAGAUAUAUUUUUCAAGAAAAUUGAUCUUAAAUCGUAAGU
This is a messenger RNA of Maniola jurtina (meadow brown), 680 nucleotides long. RefSeq names its product probable Dol-P-Man:Man(7)GlcNAc(2)-PP-Dol alpha-1,6-mannosyltransferase. NCBI's taxonomy places the organism in Eukaryota, Metazoa, Arthropoda, Insecta, Lepidoptera, Nymphalidae. The coding region runs from base 88 to 678 and encodes 196 amino acids. Gene Ontology annotation, biological process: protein N-linked glycosylation. Gene Ontology annotation, cellular component: endoplasmic reticulum membrane. Gene Ontology annotation, molecular function: alpha-1,6-mannosyltransferase activity. The transcript is spliced from 4 exons. The record is from RefSeq and is a predicted model, not a curated record.